This is a messenger RNA of Astyanax mexicanus (Mexican tetra), 902 nucleotides long. It is a transcript of the gene npvf, whose product is annotated as neuropeptide VF precursor. Lineage: Eukaryota; Metazoa; Chordata; Actinopteri; Characiformes; Acestrorhamphidae. The transcript is spliced from 3 exons. The record is from RefSeq and is a predicted model, not a curated record. Gene Ontology annotation, biological process: neuropeptide signaling pathway; negative regulation of gonadotropin secretion. Gene Ontology annotation, molecular function: signaling receptor binding. The coding region runs from base 10 to 621 and encodes 203 amino acids.
GGUUGGAAGAUGUUGUGCUCUGUGUUCUCUCUGACGUUAGGUAUCCUCAGUAGUUUGCUGUAUCAGGAUGUCAGCGGCGUCAGGCUCCCGCUCAUCGACGACAGCGAGUCCAACAGAAUCCCAACCGCAAUAUUCUCAGAGAACAAUCAGGACGUUCCCCGCAGUCUAGAAAUGGAGGAGCUCUCUUUUAACGUGGUUCCGACCAGCGGCAGAGCCAGUUCCCCCACCAUCCUGCGACUGCACCCGAUAUCGGCCAAGCCGUCUCACCUGCACGCCAACCUGCCGCUGCGCUUCGGCCGGGAAGUGUUCAUCCAGAGAACGCCCAAAUCCGCCAUCAACCUGCCGCAGAGGUUCGGCCGCUCCCAGGACCCGGACCCCUCCUCCGGCCAGCUCUGCACCGAGUGCCGGCGAGCCGAGUCCCCGCCCUCCGCCACCUUACCGCAGAGAUUCGGCCGGAGGAACAUCUUCAUAGGGGAUCCGUUCCGUGCCCUGGCCCUGUUCACAAGAACCCUAGAGUCACCAGUUCCCAGAGGCAGGACAGAAGACUACGACUACAUGUUAGGAACGAUACAGGAAGAGGACAAAGCCUUAAAGAGUAGAAAAUUCACUGAUGUAGAGUAAAAUUAAGAAUUUUACAUCCCUGUAAAAUGCGAGAGUCUGUUUAAUGAUGUUUCUUCCAUUCUGAGUGUUCCUGUAUCUGUACUGUCUGCUUGUAUUCUGAUUUUCUGUGAGAUAAAUAAGCAAUUUUGAUCAUUUCUGCUGGUGUGAGCAGAUAUUUAGCAAUCAUUUUUAGUGCGAGUCGGCUCCGUGGAUGGCUCUGUAACAAUAACAUUGAUAACAAAUAAUCAGUACAUAAAAAUAACAAUAAACAAUACAUGUAAAUAAAAUUGAAUCUGAAAUGU